GAAACACGGGCCCGGAAGUCGUUCUCCGCUCCCUGGUCUUUGGUCGCGCGGGGAAGUGAAGAUCUUAUAGCGGACGAUCCUUGCUCCUCUAUAUCGUUGCUGGGAGACAGAGAGAGAGAGAGAGGGACAGUGAUGGGUGAGGAGGUGCGAGACUCCCAGCCGGUCAGCACCUUUGAGCUGGAGAAAGAGACGGAGCUGCGCUUUGAGGUGGAGUCAGGCCGCACUGCGGAGGUGGAGCUCCGCUCGGGACUGGCCGAAGUGUUUGGGUCGGAGCUGACCCCCCACCGGCCGUACGUGUUCAAGGGGGGGUCGAAGGCGGCUGUGUUCACCUGGCACGGCUGCAGCGUGCGUUUGCGAGGCAAGACGGAGGCGGCGUACGUGUCCCGCGACACGCCCAUGACCAUCUACCUCAACUGCCACGCCGCCCUGGAGCAGAUGAGGCAGCGGGCAGAGGAGGACGGCGAGAGGGGGCCGCGGGUCAUCGUCGUCGGCCCCUCCGACGUGGGCAAGACCACCCUGUGCCGCCUCCUCCUCAACUACGCCGCGCGGCUGGGCAGGAUCCCCACCAUGGUGGACCUGGAUGUGGGCCAGGGCUGUCUGUCUGUGCCCGGCACGGUGGGGGCCCUGUGUGUGGAGCGGCCCGCCAGCCCAGAGGGCGGAUUCUGUCUCCGAGCCCCCCUCGUCUAUCACUUUGGCUCAACCACCCCUGGCACCAACAUCAAGCUCUACAACAGGAUCACCACGCGGCUGGCGGAGGUGUUUAACCAGCGUUGUGAGCGUAACCGGCGUGCGAAUGCAGGCGGCUGUGUGAUCAACACGUGUGGGUGGGUGAAGGGCACGGGCUACCAGGCUCUGCUCCAUGCCGCCUGUGCGUUUGAGGUGGACGUGGCGCUGGUGUUGGACCAGGAGCGUCUGUACAACGAGCUGAAGCGGGACCUGCCGCACUUUGUCAAGACGGCGUUGCUGCCCAAGUCUGGCGGGGCGGUGGAGCGCUCCAAGGAGUUCCGGCGGGAGAGUCGAGACGAGCGUAUCCGCGAGUAUUUCUACGGAACCAGCGGCGACCUCUUCCCCCACGCCUUCGAGGUGCGUUUCGCAGACGUGCAGAUCCUGCGUGUGGGGGCGCCGGCCGUGCCCGACUCGUGCCUGCCCCUGGGCGUCAGGCAGGACGACCCGCAGCUGAAGCUGGUGCCCGUGCAGGCGGGCAGGGACCUGGCGCAUCAUCUGCUCAGUCUCAGCACCCAGACCGCACCUGGACCACAUAUCCUCGACUCCAGCCUCACCGGCUUUGUGGUCGUCACCGGCGUCGACGUGGAGAGGAAGGUGUUCACCGUGCUCUCCCCCGCACCACGACCUCUCCCCGACGGCGUGUGUCUCAUCAUGGACAUACGAUUCAUGGAUCUCAAGUAGCCAGCCGCAUCGGGGGAGAAUGCUGGGACACUGAGUGAGAGGGGGAGAGAGAGAUGGGAGAGUCAGUGAGUGGGGGGGGGGGGGGGGGGGGUGGUGGUGUGGGGGAUAGUGAGAGUGGGGAGAGAGAAAGAAUCGGUGGGGGGGGGUGGGGGGGAGAGGAAUGCAGAAGGUAAUAGGAAGGUGUCUCGGGGAUAUCCACACACUGACUGGUCUCAGUCUCUCACUGGGGAUAUCGGUCUCUCUCUCAGAGAUAUCUCGACACUGACCAGUGUGAUUGUCCAAUAUUUACCCUCUUGUUCUUGUAUGAGAGAUACCUGGAAUUUUUUUAUUGUGUGAGGAAGGGUUUGUGUAAGAUUUUUAAUCACCGCGUUAACUGUUGUGCCGGGAUCUUAAAGUGACAUUGUUUGAAACCUUAUCUCAGUUACUCUGAUUAAACAAUGCUUUAUAAAUA
Amblyraja radiata (thorny skate) is the source of this 1858-nucleotide messenger RNA. It is a transcript of the gene clp1, whose product is annotated as cleavage factor polyribonucleotide kinase subunit 1. The record is from RefSeq and is a predicted model, not a curated record. Gene Ontology annotation, cellular component: nucleus; mRNA cleavage factor complex. Gene Ontology annotation, molecular function: polynucleotide 5'-hydroxyl-kinase activity. Bases 133 to 1407 code for a protein of 424 amino acids. Lineage: Eukaryota; Metazoa; Chordata; Chondrichthyes; Rajiformes; Rajidae. Gene Ontology annotation, biological process: tRNA splicing, via endonucleolytic cleavage and ligation; mRNA 3'-end processing. The transcript is spliced from 3 exons.